AUGACGCUUCAACAAUCCCGCCGCCUGCAAAGCCUGUUGCUCGGCACCCUGGCCUGGGCCAUCGCGAUCCUGAUCUUCUUCCCGAUCUUCUGGAUGGUGCUGACCAGCUUCAAGACCGAAAUCGACGCGUUCGCCACGCCGCCGCAGUUCAUAUUCACGCCGACGCUGGAGAACUACCUGCACAUCAACGAGCGCAGCAACUACUUCAGUUAUGCGUGGAACUCAGUGCUGAUCUCCUUCAGCGCCACCGCCCUGUGCCUGCUGAUCUCGGUGCCCGCCGCCUACUCCAUGGCGUUCUACGAAACCCAGCGCACCAAAGGCACGCUGCUGUGGAUGCUGUCCACCAAGAUGCUGCCGCCGGUGGGCGUACUGAUGCCGAUCUAUCUGUUGGCCAAAAGCUUUGGCCUGCUGGAUACGCGCAUUGCGCUGAUCAUCAUCUACACCCUGAUCAACCUGCCGAUUGUGGUGUGGAUGGUUUACCUACUUCAAGGACAUCCCCAGGACAUCCUUGAAGCCGCGCGCCUGGACGGUGCCACGCUGUGGCAGGAAAUGGUCCGCGUGCUGCUGCCGAUCGCCAAGGUGGCCUGGCUUCCACCGUCGGAGGCUCAUCAUGGCCAACCUGAAAAUCAAGAAUCUGCAAAAGGCUUCGAAGGCUUCUCGAUCAUCAAAGGCAUCGACCUGGAAGUGAACGACAAGGAAUUCGUGGUGUUCGUCGGCCCGUCGGGCUGCGGUAAAUCCACGCUGCUGCGCCUGAUCGCCGGCCUGGAAGAAGUCAGCGAAGGCACCAUCGAACUGGACGGCCGCGACAUCACCGAAGUGACCCCGGCCAAGCGUGACCUGGCAAUGGUGUUCCAGACCUACGCGCUGUACCGCACAUGA
Drosophila innubila is the source of this 879-nucleotide messenger RNA. Its product is annotated as probable ABC transporter permease protein y4oR. Lineage: Eukaryota; Metazoa; Arthropoda; Insecta; Diptera; Drosophilidae. The transcript is spliced from 2 exons. Gene Ontology annotation, cellular component: membrane. The coding region runs from base 1 to 879 and encodes 292 amino acids. Gene Ontology annotation, biological process: transmembrane transport. The record is from RefSeq and is a predicted model, not a curated record. Gene Ontology annotation, molecular function: ATP hydrolysis activity; ATP binding.